Messenger RNA from Microsporum canis CBS 113480, 822 nucleotides. Its product is annotated as OPA3 domain-containing protein. The record is from RefSeq and is a predicted model, not a curated record. The transcript is spliced from 2 exons. Gene Ontology annotation, cellular component: mitochondrion. Bases 1 to 822 code for a protein of 273 amino acids. Gene Ontology annotation, biological process: regulation of lipid metabolic process. Lineage: Eukaryota; Fungi; Ascomycota; Eurotiomycetes; Onygenales; Arthrodermataceae.
AUGUCUAGCAUUACACUCAAGCUCUCGUCUCUUGUGAUAAGGACUCUCUCCAAACCCAUAGCGAACCAAAUCAAGGCCCAAGCUCGUGAACAUGAACGCUUUCGUCGGAUAUGCGUAUCCUUUGCGCAAGCAGUCCACCGCAUUGAUAUGCGGUUAAGACUCGGCUUGCUUCAGAACACUGCUGCCCUUGAAAAACAAGCUGCUCGCGAGGCGGCGGAGGCGCAGGCCAAGAAGAUAAAGCUCCAAACCCCCACCGUCAAGACGGAAGCACAGACAAAGGCAGAGGAGCUGCUUAAGGCAAAAGAAAAGGCUAGUGGUGGUGCUACAAAACCCCCUCCAAUUCCACGGAUUCGACCGUUGUCUGAAGGGAAAGCGAUCGAUAUGGGAGCCAACUUCAUCAGCGAAACCUUUCUUUUCCUCGUAGGAGGGGGACUGAUUAUAUUCGAGUCUCUCCGGUCCCGGAGAAAGGAGACAUCAAGGCGAGAAGACGUUGCCGAGCGUCUUGUCGAACUAGAAGAGUCAGAGAAUGCUGCUCGCGCUGCGCUGAUUGUCUUGGAGAAGGAGAUUCUUCGGCUACAAGCCCAGCUUGAGAAGCGUCCGGUGAAGGAAUUAAAGCGGGUUCUACCAAAGGAAAUAUGGGAUGCUGGCGAGGAGCCAGAACCGCAACCUGAGUCUCCAACACUUCUCACGACGCUCUCCUCCUACCUCCUGUGGCCAAAAUCAGGCAGCAAUAAUACCAAUAACCCCGGACCACAGACCCCAGCCCGAACUCCAUCCCAGCGAGAUGCGGGCUCACCAUCCAUGCCUCAACCGAGCAAGUAA